AUGUCGAAGAUAACUUUAGGGAACGAAGCAAUUGUUGGGUCUUUGACUCCAUCAAACAAGAAAUCGUACAAACUGACCAACAGGAUUCAAGAAGGCAAGAAACCUUUGUAUUCUGUUGUUUUUAACUCCAUCGAUAGUCGAUUCUUCACUUGUUUCGCCUCCGCUGGUGGAAAUGUGAUUAACCUGUAUAACUGUCUUGAAGAUGGUGGAAUAUCUUUAUUGCACUCCUACCCUGACGAAGAUAAGGAGGAGUCAUUUUACACUGUAAGCUGGGCGUAUAACGUUAAAGGGAACCCAUAUGUUGUCGCUGGAGGAGAGAAAGGCAUAAUCCGAGUCAUUAACGUCACUGUUAAAGUGGUUCAUAAGACCCUUGUGGGCCAUGGGAAUUCAGUGAAUGAAAUCAGGACACAUCCUACGAAACCUCAACUUGUGCUUUCUGCUAGCAAAGAUGAAUCUGUUCGAUUGUGGAAUGUUGAAACUGGGAUUUGUGUACUGAUAUUUGCUGGAACUGGAGGUCAUAGAAACGAAGUUAUAAGUGUGGACUUUCAUCCCCAUGAUCAGCACCGUUUUAUUAGUGGUGGUAUGGACACCACCGUUAAGAUAUGGUCAAUGAAAGAUUUUUGGAAAUAUGUGGACAAGUCAUUCACAUGGAAAGAUGAUCCAUCAAAGUUCCGAACAAUAUUUGUAGAGUUCCCUGUGUAUACAACUUCGGUUCAUACAAGUUUUGUUGAUUGUAACCGUUGGUUUGGUGAUUUUAUUCUUUCAAAGAGUGUGGAGAAUGAGAUUCUGUUGUGGGAACCAGAAAUUAAAGAGAAUUCUCGUGAAGAGGGUACUUCAGAUGUUCUACUUAGAUACCCUAUUCCCAAUUGUACUCACUGGUUCAUCAAGUUUUCUUGCGACCUCUCUCUCAAUUAUCUUUCAAUAGGGAAUCAGAAAGGCAAGAUUUAUGUCUGGGAUCUACAGAGUUGCCCUCCUGUUUUGGUUACAGUGCUAUCACACGAUCAAUCAAAGUCUGUGAUCAGGCAAACCGCUAUGUCCACUGAUGGAAACACAAUUCUUGCUGCCUCCGAGGACGGGACUAUAUGGCGUUGGGACGUGAUUGCCGAGGAGAAAGCUGAUAUGGUGGUAGAGGUCCAGGGACCACCUAUCUUGCCUCAGAACAGCAGGAGAAAGAGAAAGGCCCAACAACAGUUAAUAGAGUGAAGAGGUUCUAAAAGAAGAUGUGAUGACAUAAAUUAAUAUGGAAUAUAGAUAACGUGAUGACAUAAAUUAAUAUGGAAUAAGAAUAACGUGAUGUGUUGGGUGAGCUGGUACUGUGAGUAUUUAAUCUAUAAGAAAGAGUCUAGGGGAGAGAUAUCAAUGAUUUGAUCAAGUGGUUGUAAUGAGAGAAGAGUCCCUCUUGUCGAAGGCUCUCUUUUGUAAUCCUUGUUUUGAAUCAGUAUAAACAUUAUCUUAAGAUAUACACUGUUACAAAAUCG
Molecule: messenger RNA, 1478 nt
Organism: Eruca vesicaria subsp. sativa (arugula)
Lineage: Eukaryota; Viridiplantae; Streptophyta; Magnoliopsida; Brassicales; Brassicaceae
Source: the annotation of a GenBank genome assembly